CGCCCGCGCUCGCGAACGCGCGUCGCUCGGCGCUCGGCGGCGUCCCCGUCGAAAAAACUUCCGCGUCCGCCUUCUCUUCCGCGCGGGCGCGCGCGACGUCGUGGACGUCGCGCUGGCUCGCGCGACGAGGCGCGCCGUCGGCCGGCGUCUUCCCGCCGCCGGGUCUGCGGAGAGACGACCCCGCGAGCGGCGGCGAGGGGUCGACCGCGCGGAGGAGCCUCCCGGGCGCGACCGCCGGGUUCGCCGCGACCGCCGCGGUCGCCGUCGCCGCCGUGACCGCGUCCACGGCGACGGACCCGUUCUACGACGCGAUCGCGAAGCACCUCACCGUGGGCGAGAUCAAGCAGAUUCUCUCCGACGCGUCGAUCGACUUUCGAGACUGCGUGGAAAAGUCCGAGCUCGUGGCUCGAAUGCGCGAGCGCGCGCAUCUCAUCCCGCUGAGGACGCGUGAACGCCUGGACGCUCUGUUGCAGACGCUCGUGGACAGCAACGUCGCGCGCUGUCAGGAGACGACCAAGGAGGCCUUCGCGCGAAUGCACGACGACGAAAACUUACUUCCGAGCGAACUGAACACCGUGAACUUGUUCAAGCGUUGCAGUCAGUCCGUCGUGCACAUCACGACGACCGCGACCGCGCAGCGAAUCUCCCCCGGAGGUUUCACCCUGGACGUGUUCGAGAUCCCGCAGGGCACGGGCAGCGGGUUCGUGUGGGACGCGCACGGGCACUUGGUCACGAACUUUCACGUGAUCAAAGACGCGAGACGCGCCAAGGUCACGACGAGCGACGGCGAGACCUUCGACGCGACGCUCGUGGGAUACGAGGCGGACAAAGACCUCGCGGUGCUGAAGCUCGUCGAGGGAAGCCGGAGCGACCGCGGCGGCUCGAAACCCGGAAAAAAUCCUAAACCCCAAACCCUAAAGCCGCUGGAGGUGGGCACGACGCAAAACCUUCGCGUCGGCCAGAGCGUCUUCGCGAUCGGCAAUCCGUUCGGCCUGGACCAGACGCUCACGUCCGGCAUCGUCUCCGGCGUCGGCCGCGACAUCAAGUCCAUCACCGGACGCCGCAUCCGCGACGUUGUGCAGACGGACGCGGCGAUCAACCCGGGGAAUUCGGGCGGACCGUUACUGGACAGUAACGGUCGCCUCAUCGGCGUCAACACGGUGAUCUACUCCCCGAGCGGCGCGAGCAGCGGCGUCGGGUUCGCGAUCCCGUCCGACACCGUCCGCAGAGUCGUCAACCAAAUCAUCCGACACGGACGCGUCCUCAAGGCUGGCAUGGGCGUGCACUGCGCCGCGGACCAGAUCGCGCGGCAGAUGAACGUCGACGGCGUCGUCGUGCUGGAGGUACCCGACGGGUCCGGCGCCGCCGCCGCGGGAAUGCGGGGUUGCUCCAGGGACGCGAAGACGGGGCAGGUCGUGCUCGGGGACGUCGUCGUGGCGGUGGACGGUGGGCGGGUGUCGCACGUGGAGGAUCUGCUCGCGAGGGUGGAGGAUCGCGUCGUGGGGGAUGUGGUGCGCGUGACCGUGGAGCGGGAGGAGGGAGGGAAGCGGAGAGAGGUGGACCUGAAGGUGCGGCUGUCCGAGCUGAAAUCGAGGUUGUGAUGAUAACGCGAGCGAUCGCGAUCGCGGUAAAGGAA
This is a messenger RNA of Micromonas pusilla CCMP1545, 1636 nucleotides long. RefSeq lists its product as uncharacterized. Gene Ontology annotation, molecular function: serine-type endopeptidase activity; protein binding. Bases 411 to 1601 code for a protein of 396 amino acids. The transcript is spliced from 4 exons. The record is from RefSeq and is a predicted model, not a curated record. NCBI's taxonomy places the organism in Eukaryota, Viridiplantae, Chlorophyta, Mamiellophyceae, Mamiellales, Mamiellaceae. Gene Ontology annotation, biological process: proteolysis.